AUGCCACCAUCGCCUGCUGCCAGGCAGGAUAUCAUCGUGCCGCCAUACCACACGUUCACAGUCCGCGACACGGUCGCAGCGCUCGACACAGACGCCAGCAACGGGCUGAAGGCGGAGUCGCGGGUGGCCGAUCUUCGCGCCCAGUACGGCGCCAACACGCUGGGCGACGACACCAAAAUCGACGUCAAGGCGAUUCUGCUUCACCAGAUCUGCAACGCCAUGAUCCUGGUGCUGUUCAUCUCCAUGGUGAUCACGCUCGCUAUCCGCGACUGGAUCUCCGGGGGCGUCAUCGCAUUCGUGGUGUUCAUCAACGUCGCCAUCGGCACAGUCCAGGAGUACAACGCCUCCAAGACCAUGAACUCGCUCAAGAGCUUGUCCACGCCCUCCGCGCACGUGGUUCGCAACGGCAACGACGAGGUCAUUGCCAGCAAGGACCUGGUGCCCGGCGACCUGUGUGUGGUCAAAGCCGGGGACACCGUGCCCGCAGACUUGCGUCUGGUGGAGUGUGUCAACUUUGAAACGGACGAAGCUUUACUCACGGGCGAAUCGCUGCCGAUCGCCAAAGAUGCCACUCAGGUGUACCCAGCCCAUGAGGACACGCCCGUGGGAGACCGUUUGAAUCUGGCCUUUGCCAGCUCCACUGUGUCCAAAGGACGGGCCACGGGUAUUGUAGUCCAGACAGGGUUGAACUCCGAAAUCGGCAAAAUCGCCAAAAGUUUGCAAAGCAAGACGUCCAUGAUCUCGCAAGACGAGAGUAAAUCGUUUGGGCAGAACGCUUACAUCACUCUCAAGACCACUGUGGGCUCGUUUCUGGGUACCAAUGUCGGCACUCCUCUCCAUCGGAAACUGUCCAAGUUGGCGGUGCUGCUCUUUGGCGUUGCCGUGGUGUUUGCUGUGGUGGUGAUGGCCACCCAGAAAUACAAUGUCAACAAAGAGGUUGCCAUCUACGCCAUUUGUGUAGCUGUGUCCAUGAUUCCCUCUUCUCUAGUUGUGGUGUUGACCAUCACGAUGUCGGUUGGGGCCAAGAUUAUGGCUACCAAAAAUGUGGUGGUUCGAAAGCUGGAUUCCCUCGAGGCUCUCGGAGCUGUCAACGACGUUUGCUCCGACAAGACUGGAACUUUGACCCAGGGCCGGAUGAUUGUCAAGCAGGCUUGGGUGCCUUCCUUUGGCACUGUCACCGUGUCCAACUCCAACGAACCAUUCAAUCCCACCGUUGGAACAACUGAAUUGAUUCCUGGAUUUUCUCCACACGACUAUAAGCACAAUGAGACCGAAGAUGUGGGCAUUCUUCAGGGCUUCAAGGACCAUUAUAAGAAGCGCUCCCUUCCACAAGAGCUGAAUACAACUCUUUUCGCCAACUGGUUGAAGACCGCUACCCUUGCAAACAUUGCUCAAAUAUACCAAGAUCCGGAAACACAUGAGUGGAAAGCUCAUGGCGACCCAACUGAAAUUGCAAUUCAGGUGUUUGCACACAGAAUGGAUUUGCCCAGAUCGGCUUUAACAUUGGAAGGUGAACUUAGCGACAGCGAACCGGAUGACAGCGAUAACAAUAACAACGAUGAGAAGUCAACUGCCAGUGGCGUAGUGCCCAGCCACAGGCAUGUUGCAGAAUUCCCCUUUGACUCCUCUGUGAAAAGAAUGUCUUCUGUCUACAGCUGUACUAACGAAAGCAACAAGCACUACGUUCACACCAAAGGGGCCUUUGAGAAAGUUCUCAGUUGUUGCACUCACUGGUUACCCACCAGUGAUUGCGAAGAGACAAGCGCCAAGCCCAUGACUGAAGACGCCAAAGAUGUGGUGAUGAAAAACGUCGAGGUUUUAUCCUCCGAGGGCCUCAGAGUUCUUGCGUUCGCUACCAAGAGCUUCACCGAGGAGGAGGCGCUGGACUUGGGUGAGAAGUUAACCAAGGAUCGUGAUUUUGUUGAGAAUAACUUGAUUUUCCAAGGUUUAGUAGGAAUAUACGAUCCUCCACGCCAGGAGAGCGCAAGUGCCGUUAAGAAGUUUCAUAAAGCUGGCAUUAAUGUCCACAUGCUAACAGGUGACUUUCCAGGAACCGCCAAGGCCAUUGCACAGGAAGUUGGUAUCCUGCCGCGCAAUCUUUACCACUAUCCUAAAGAAGUUGUGGACGCAAUGGUUAUGACUGCCACACAAUUUGACAAAUUGCCCGAUGACGAGAUUGAUAACUUGCCAGUCUUACCCUUGGUAAUUGCAAGGUGCAGCCCAGCCACGAAGGUCAAGAUGAUUGAAGCUCUUCAUCGCAGAAAAAAGUUUUGUGCCAUGACUGGGGAUGGUGUAAAUGACUCUCCCAGUCUAAAGAUCGCCAAUGUAGGUAUUGCGAUGGGAAUCAAUGGGUCCGAUGUUGCGAAAGAUGCCUCGGACAUUGUAUUGAGUGACGAUAAUUUUGCCUCUAUUUUAAACGCUGUUGAGGAAGGUAGAAGAAUGACUGACAACAUCCAGAAGUUUGUUUUGCAGUUGUUGGCAGAAAAUGUCGCACAAGCACUCUACCUCAUGAUUGGUCUUGCGUUCUUAGAUGAGGAUAAUCUGUCAGUCUUCCCGUUAUCCCCGGUUGAAGUUUUAUGGAUUAUUGUGAUAACGUCAUGCUUCCCCGCAAUGGGUCUUGGGUUAGAGAAGUCUGCUCCUGAUGUCAUGGAGAAACCUCCAAAAGACUCUAAGGCAGGUAUCUUCACCUGGGAAGUGAUUUCGGAUAUGUUUGUUUAUGGAUUCUGGAUGGCAGCAUGCUGUUUAGCUUGCUUUGUCACUGUCAUAUAUGGUAAGGGCGAAGGACAGCUGGGAACUAACUGUAAUAACAAAUAUAACGAUAGUUGCCACUACGUUUUCCGUGGCCGUGCUGCCACAUUUGCUACCAUGACUUGGUGCGCACUGAUUUUGGCCUGGGAAGUUAUUGACAUGAGAAGAUCGUUUUUCAAAAUGCAACCGGAAACCGAUACUCCUUACACCCAAUGGAUGAAAGACAUUUGGUCAAACCAGUUUCUAUUUUGGUCAGUCGUUUGUGGUUUCGUCUCAGUGUUCCCUGUUGUCUACAUCCCUGUUAUCAAUGACGACGUCUUUAAACAUGCGGGCAUCGGCUACGAAUGGGGUUUGGCAAUUGCUUAUACUCUGGUAUUUUGGGCCGGUGCUGAGUUAUACAAGUACUUCAAGAGAUUGUAUUUCAAGAAUUCGGAUCAUGCCAACAAUCCUGAGAGUGAUUUGGAAAACAAGUGUGUUCAUGACCCCUUCGAAAAAUACAACACAUCUUACUCAGGUUCCACAGCUUAUCAAACAACACUUGGUGAAGGCAAAUAA
Lachancea dasiensis is the source of this 3303-nucleotide messenger RNA. The record is from the annotation of a GenBank genome assembly. Lineage: Eukaryota; Fungi; Ascomycota; Saccharomycetes; Saccharomycetales; Saccharomycetaceae.